AUGCCCUCAGCUUCAAUCCUUCUCGUCUUUGGCUUUGAAGAGGCCGGCUCAAGAUAUCCGUGGAGUAACCCCGUCGUCAUUUCUACGACUGUGUGCGGAGGCUGUCUGUUUUUGGUCUUCGUUGCAUGUGACUAUGUGGUUGGCACGCCAAAGUACCCACUCGAGCCUGUCUUCCCUCUGCAGCUUUUGAAGGAUCGACACUUCGUUGGUCUGUUUCUAACCGCCUUCUUCACCGGCCUGCCAUUCAUAACAGUCUUGAUCAAACUUCCGCAGCACUUCCAAGGAGUCAACGGACUGAGCCCCUUUGCUGCGGGCGUCGAUACACUGCCUCUUCUCAUCAGCUCCCCGCUUGCUGCCGCAGUAUCUGGCCCGCUGGCCACGAAGAUGGACAUGCCGCCUUUCUAUCUCUUGCUAUUCGGGGCGUGCAUACAGAUGCUGGGCAAAGGCCUCGCCAGCUCCGCAACCCCCGUCAGGUUGAGGGACUUCCUGGGGGUUGAAGUGUUUAUGGGCUUCGGCUUUGGCAUGGCAGUCCUCCUCUAUGUCCAUUUCCUGGUCGAGAGGCAGGGCCUUGCCGUUGUAAUGGGUGCUGUGACACAGCUCCGGAAAUUGGGGGGCACCAUUGGCUUGGCCGUGGGCGCGACCAUUUUCAACAACCACCUCGCAUCCAGUCUCCCAAACUAUCUCACCCCCUCAGAAGUGCCAACCAAUUCCGAUUCGGUCCCGGUCAUCGACAGUUUGCCAGCCCCCACACGGAAUGCCGUCCGAUCCGUGUUCAGCGAGGGUGAGAACAAACGGCUUCUUACCAUGCUCUACCUUAGCGCGGUCGUCCUCGUAUCCCUGACUCUCAUGUGA
Molecule: messenger RNA, 852 nt
Organism: Colletotrichum orchidophilum
Lineage: Eukaryota; Fungi; Ascomycota; Sordariomycetes; Glomerellales; Glomerellaceae
Product: major facilitator superfamily transporter
Exons: 4
Coding region: 1-852 (283 amino acids)
Biological process (GO): transmembrane transport
Molecular function (GO): transmembrane transporter activity
Source: RefSeq, a predicted model, not a curated record